Molecule: messenger RNA, 4205 nt
Organism: Lutra lutra (Eurasian river otter)
Lineage: Eukaryota; Metazoa; Chordata; Mammalia; Carnivora; Mustelidae
Product: protein FRA10AC1
Exons: 15
Coding region: 292-1239 (315 amino acids)
Biological process (GO): dephosphorylation
Molecular function (GO): phosphatase activity
Source: RefSeq, a predicted model, not a curated record
GAUCCGUAGGAAGAGGCGGGGAGCGGGCUGCGGCGGCUGUCUCUGUGGCGAGGCUGCGCGGCCGGCGCGAACCAGACGGGCCCUGCAGCGGCUCACUGAGGCCGGGGUCGUCUCUGCAGCCUCCGGGGAAAAGGGAGAGGACUCUGCAGGGCGUACUUGGCGGAGCAGGGAGGAGGGAAGGGGUUCUAGAGACACCCGGCGUCUCUUCUCGAAUUUCUCUCGGCCCUUGUCAGUCGAUUCGUAGCCCGGAGUGAGUGAGAGCUUCUUAGUGCAGUCCCUGAUUUUUGAUGGAUGCAUGGUCAUGGAGGCUAUGACUCUGAUUUUAGUGAUGAUGAACAUGGUGGAGAAUCUAACAAAAGGAAAAAAAGGACAGUUGAAGAUGAUUUAUUGCUCAAAAAGCCAUUUCAGAAAGAAAAACAUGGAAAAGUUGCCCAUAAACAAGUUGCAGCAGAAUUGCUGGAUAGGGAAGAAGCAAGAAAUAGAAGGUUUCACCUUAUAGCUAUGGAUGCUUAUCAAAGGCACACAAAAUUUGUAAAUGACUAUAUUUUAUACUAUGGUGGCAAAAAAGAAGACUUCCGGCGAUUGGGGGAAAAUGACAAGACAGACAUGGAUGUUAUACGAGAAAAUCAUAGAUUCUUAUGGAAUGAGGAGGAUGAAAUGGACAUGAAUUGGGAGAAGAAACUUGCAAAGAAAUACUAUGAUAAAUUAUUCAAGGAAUACUGCAUAGCAGAUCUCAGUAGAUACAAAGAAAAUAAGUUUGGAUUUAGGUGGCGAGUAGAAAAAGAAGUAAUUUCAGGAAAAGGACAGUUUUCCUGUGGAAAUAAAUGUUGUGAUAAAAAAGAUGACUUGAAGAGUUGGGAAGUUAAUUUUGGUUAUAUUGAGCAUGGUGAAAAGAGAAAUGCACUUGUUAAAUUAAGAUUAUGCCAAGAAUGUUCCUUUAAAUUAAAUUUUCAUCACAGGCGAAAAGAAGUCAAGUCAAAAAAAAGAAAGGAUAAAACCAAAAAAGAUUGUGAAGAGUCAUCACGUAAAAAAUCCAGAUUAUCUUCUGCAGAAGAGAACUCUAAGAAAAAGGAAAAAGGGCGUUCAUCCUCAAAGAAAUCAGAAAAUUCUGUAAACAGAAAUUCUGAUGAAGAAGAAGGUACUUCAGAAUCUGAACUUUGGAAGGGCCCCCUACCAGAAACAGAUGAAAAAUCACAAGAAGAAGAAUUUGAUGACUAUUUCCAAGAUUUAUUUCUGUGAGAUGGAAGAGAGAAGCCCACAUUCCUUACUGUGAAAGUACACUUUGAAACUCUUCACAAAAAUUUUAUCUACAAGUUGCAGCUUGAGUGGUUUAUCUUCAGAAAUAAAAAUCCAACUACUCUCAAGAUGUCAGCUGCUUUGGAAGUUUUUCAGUUCUACUGGAGACAUGUUUCCUCAUCCCUUAUAUAUCUUUUCAGAUGCUUAUUUACAGCCGCUCCAUCUGUAGCUGCUAGAGGAUAAAGCUAGUACACUGUAUGGAGAGUUCAUUGUUCCUGUAUUUUAUAGGGGUUUUUGUUGUUGUUUUUAUUCAUUCACAUUUAUCUUCCCUUGCCUGAAUUAAUUUAAAUUAUUAGAAUUACUGGUGUCUCACAAAAAUUAUAAAAUAGAGUAAAUAUGUCUUCACCUUCUUUCCUUUGAUACACAGGUACCCCUCCUUUUAAGCACCUACUUUCCCAUUACCACCUGUUUCUAGCUGCCUUUUUUUUUUCUUACUUUUCUCUUGCUUCCUUCUCACCUAUACUACUUAUGGGAGCUUGUUAUUAUCAGAUUUGACUUCCGAGUGUGUGAGUAGUUUAUUAUAAAGUAAAUUAAUACUAUGAGGCAGCCGGAACAGCAAAUGAGGUCACAGAAGUCUACAACAGUAGAUUAGGUUCACAAAAGUUGACUCUCCAACAGAGAGAUUCUAUAAUAAGAUAAUUUAACUAAUAAUAGUAUAUGCUGGAGCUUAUCUCAGAUGUAGUCACACAGAUAUGGAUAUACUUAUACGCCAGGAUAUAGUAUAAAAUGGAACUUCUUAAUUUGCUGAUCAUCCCCCUUAGAGUCGAUGAAUGUGCUUUAGGAAAUCUAAGCACUCCUAGAAUCUGAGUGUAAACUUCUGUGAUUAUGUGUAUUUAUGGGGGGGAAAGGUCCAUAAUUUUCAUCAAAUUUUCAAAUGUAUUGAUUUUUUAAAAAAAGGUUUUAACCCAUUUUUGUAAAGUGCAAAGAGAUGGAUAGGAAGAUGCAUGAUUUAGUGAAGAGAGGACCUGUAGAAAGCAAUCACAGCAUUUCAAUUAUUUUGUUAAUUAAGUAUUUUAAAUGACAUUUAAACAUGGAAUGAUUGGCAUUAAAUUGCAGAAUAAGUAGUUUAGUGUCUUAUUUUUAAGUGGUUAGUAUCUGAUUUUCCUUUUAUUCAAUAGUUGUUAUUCAUUAAUUCAAAUAUUUAUCAGGCUUCUGUUAUAUGUGAGGCAUUAUGCUAGAUGUUGCUACAAAGGAACUAUCUAGGAAGUAAUUACACAGUCAUUUCUAAGCCAUCAAAAACAGUAAAUCAGUAUUGGUUUGUUAAUGUUGAACAUUGUUUUUAAAUCCCCUUAUUAAAGAAAUUGUAUUUUUUUUUAAUCUCACUACUUACAGUGAAUAAAAAGGAAUCUUGGUUUCUAAGGAGAAAGUGUUGAAAUGUCCGAAAGCAAACUGAUAUUAGUAUAUAUGUAGCUAAAACAUGUUUAUGAUUAAAAAAAAUUCAUAGUUUAGUGAUCAUCAGAAAAUAAAAUUCCUUAGAUGAUAAGUAGGAAAACUAGACUCUCAAAAUAAAUUCAUGUAUUUGGUGUUAUAAGUAUGGUUUAUAGACAUUAGGUUCAUUAGUAAAUUUUAGAUCAUUAUAUAAUAAUCACAACACUUAAUCCAUUCAUACAUAAUCAAAGUCAUAUAUUUUGUUUUGUAUUAUUCUUGAAAUUAUAUUUUUAAGGAGCGUUUGAAAAGGCCACAAGAUGAUGAGUUUAAAGAUUAAUUCUCCGACAGACCUCUCUCAUAUUUGGCUAUAGUGCAGUCAGUAGUGUUCAGUGGACCACUGUUUGGGAUAUGAAGUUAAUACCUUCUUCUACUUGCUCUUUAGCAAAGUUCCUAUUUUUGCAGACCUUCAAUGGCAGUACAUCUCUGCUCCUCAACUUGCUUUCUAGUGAAUGAGGAGGGGAUGUUGUUUGAGCUGAUAAUUUGGGGUCCAAAAUUACAUAAAACUAAAGAAAGAGUUCCUUUUUUUUUUUUAAGAUUUUAUUUAUGUAUUAGAACAUGAGCAGGGGGAGGGACAGAGGGAGAAACAGACUCCCCUCCAGGCAGGGCUAAGUUGGGGCUUUCUGAGAUGAUGACUUGAACUGAAGGCAGACACUUAACCGACUGAGCCAGCCAGGUGCCCCUAAAGGAAGAGUUUCUUAGGCAGUUUCUAAAAUAAUCCUAAAAGUAGAGUUUCAAAAUUAUUUUAAGUAAUGAAAGUAAGGUGUACAUGUUAUCACUUACUCAAGGUGUGAUGACUUAUUUUCUAUACAACACUCAUGCAAGUGUAUAUAAUAAAUGAGUUUUUUUCCCCCCUAAAGAUACUUUAUUAACUUACAGGCACUCUUCAUUUAUACCUGUGUUAUGACAUUUAUUCAAAAUAUCAUUCAUUUGUAUUCACAUAGCAAUCCUAUGAUUCUAAAUCUUAUAAUUUUUACUUGUAAACGUACAACAAAUGGUGAUUUUUUCCCCCCUUGGCCUUAACAUUGAAAAAUAUUUUCUGUAUAACAAAACAUUGGAGGUUUAUAGUCUAUCAAUUUGAUUUAUUAAAAUUUAGAUACCUUUUGGUAAGAAAAAUCUGUGGCAGAAUUUAUGGCAUAAUUUUUAUUUGGUCAAUGAUUUUAGAUAAGUAAAGGAAGAAAUCCUAAGUUUCUCUGAUGUCUAAACAUGCACCAUGUAGUAGUAGUAGUUGAUUGUCCUUAGUUUCUCUUGACAAAAGAGUAUUUAGAAUGCUUGGUAGAUGGUUUUAGUAAUCUUUUUUUUUUUUUUUUAAUAACCUCUGUUGUAGUGCCACUAAACUGCUUUUGAUAGUAAAAUUCUUGCAUAAUCAAAUCACAUGCUUCUUAAUAAUGCAUAACAUUUAUUAGCUGAUUUAAUUUACAUUAGGAUUACCCCGGGAAUAUCUUAUAAGCUGAUUAUUCUUUCAAUGAGAAGAAUAGAGUAUU